This is a messenger RNA of Seminavis robusta, 1585 nucleotides long. The record is from the annotation of a GenBank genome assembly. Lineage: Eukaryota; Bacillariophyta; Bacillariophyceae; Naviculales; Naviculaceae.
AGAAAAGCAAAAUGAAGACGCCACUGUGCCACCUGUUUCUGUUGCAACAUGGUUGGUGCCUGACGGUGUCGCUGCUAUGUGGCCCACUACCGGUACCUUUGAAGAGGAUUCUAUAGUUACUACUCUUCAAGCUCCAUAAUUUCUUCACUUGUCUUGAUAUCGCUAAAAAUGAGGAGACCGAGCACUAUUCUUUCCCUGCUUCUGUUGGCAUUGUCGCUGCAGCAUUGCUCUGCCUUUGUCGGCCCACAAAGCACAACCCUCGGGUGCCACGGUCUGGUUUCCUUGUCGUCCACUCGAACUGACACUGGUCCCACGACGGCUGGUACUACAUCUGGUGGCGCAGUAGACCCGAAUGAGUUCAACGUGUCGUUGGAACAAGCCGCUGCCUUGUGGACCGUCUCGGUGAGCGAAACAACCUUUUUGGAACGUCAAGCUGGAAUUCCGUUCAUGGACAGCAAAUCCAAGGACCACUACGUGGACACGAUCGAACUCAGUGUUUCGAGACAAGGUGGCAUGGGACUGGAAUUGCUGGAAUUGGCCGGAGGACGAGAACAAGACGAUCUCGGCAUUGUCAUUGUCGAAGGCGUCAACGGCAAUGCCCAACAAGCCGGUGUCAUUCCCGGUGAUUCCAUUGCGGCCAUUACCAUUGUCACCAACAAUGGCGAUGCCGACGAAUCAUCGGCAUCCUUGAGUUCCAGUGAAAGCGUUGAAAACUUGGCGUGUGAAUGUCGCAACUUUGACACGACCAUGGGCCUUCUCACGUCCCUUCCAGCCGAAGCGGAAUCUGUCGUCUUGACCAUCAAACGACUGCGACGAUGGCCCAAAGUGCAGGUCGUUGUCGAGUAUCCACCCAUUCAGUGUGCCAACCCCAAAGAAAACACGGAAGAAGUGGAACUCUUUGCCGGAGAAAAUCUCCGUCAAGCAUUGCUCAAUCGAGGCAUUGUCUUUGAAGACAGCAAACUCACGCGCAAGUGUGACUUUUGCGGGGGCAAGUGCACCAUCAAGGUUGACUUGGGAAUGGAAUUGCUCAACCCCAUGUCAUUGACCGAAGAAAAACUCAUGAAAAACAAUCCAAAAUGUCGACUCGGUUGCAAAACCAUUGUGGCACAGGAUAUGCAAGAAGGAGUACUGAGGCUCAAGGUCAACUUGGGAGAAUGGACCGACAAGGACAAACGCGAUGCCAAUGUCUUUUUCAGUCGGUAGAUGUUUCGUUUAUAUGCAGAUAUACCGUAUAGCUGCUGGUAUGUACCAGUACCGGUACGGCAGUAUGGUAUGGCUGGAGCAAACAGAAAGCUCUUCCCGUAAAUUCACAAUUGUUUCUGGCAAGCAUUUGGUUUGUUUUCGCAACACAUGCAUUAGGCUGGGACCAUGCCAGAGAGAAGGGAUCUGUUUUCCACGUGUAAACAUACAUUGAUGCUGCACGCUAUAUGUCGCCAAAGUUUUUCUUCUCCUAGCUAUUCUCCGUGUUCCAUGUCUCUCUUCCGCUUGCCUUGGCUGGUCUUCUUCUCUUCCCACACCCUUUGCGACGUUCUUUUGAUUGACUAUCUGCAAGCCUUCCUCCUCGGCUUCAAAACAUUUGUUGAGC